Molecule: messenger RNA, 3351 nt
Organism: Schizophyllum commune H4-8
Lineage: Eukaryota; Fungi; Basidiomycota; Agaricomycetes; Agaricales; Schizophyllaceae
Product: ARM repeat-containing protein
Exons: 18
Coding region: 63-3182 (1039 amino acids)
Biological process (GO): protein import into nucleus
Cellular component (GO): nuclear envelope; cytosol
Molecular function (GO): small GTPase binding
Source: RefSeq, a predicted model, not a curated record
ACGUGUGACGCUUCGCGUUUUCGCGUCUGAUCUGCGGUAUAGCCAGCUUGUCUUCCCCCACCAUGACCUCCGUCGCUCAGCUCGCAGAGUGUCUGACCGCUACCCUAGACUCAAAUCCAAAUGUCAGAAUAUCUGCCGAGCUCAAGCUCGCCGAGUUUUCAGCUCAGCCGGAGACCGGUAUCUCCCUCGCAAGACUAGCGUUGUCCCCAGAAGCGGAGCUGCCACUGAGACAGUCGGCUAGCAUCGUACUGAGGAAAUAUGUGCUUGAACGCUGGUCCCCCAUCUUUCCUCAGUUCCGGGGGCCCGCUCCACCCCAGGAGACCAAAGCCGCAGUCCGGCAGCUAGUCUUCCAGGGCUUGUCUGACCCCGAUCGCAAGAUCCGCUCACUCUGCGCUCGCACCAUGUCUACAUUAGCCAACGCUGACUGGCCCGACGAGAACCCCGAACUCCUCACUUCCCUCAUCGGUUUAUUGUCCUCCGGAUCACCGAACUCUGUCCACGGCGCAAUGCAGGUCUUCGCCGAGUUCAUCAAGGCAGACCUUUCCGAAGACCAGAUCCUUCCUAUUCUUCGCGAACUCCUGCCGGUUUUGCUCACCAUUCUCGGUGGAACGGAGCAAUACGGUGCGAUUACGCGCGCCAGGACCGUAUCCGUGUUCCAGCAAUGUGUGGAAGCGCUGUUCAUGGUCAAGGACCAGCACCCGCAAGCCGUGAAGGAGGCGACCACGUCCAUUUUACCCGUUUGGCUUGAGGCGUUCAGGGUUCUGCUCAACAUCGACCCUCGCCAAGACCUCAACAAGUCGGAGUGGGACGGGCUCUUGAUCCGCAUACAGAUCUACAAGACCCUGGACAUCAUCCACACUUCAUUCCCGCGCGCCAUGACCACCUUCCUCCCCGACAUACUGAGCGCCUCGCUCAAUCACCUGCAAACAAUCUACCCGGCAUUCCAGCAAUACUACCUUUCCGCAACUGACUCCCCACCUCCAUCCUCGGAAGACGAGCCGGUGCACCUACCGCAACUCAUCUGUCCUAUCCUCGACUUCCUCUCCUCGAUCAUUCGGGGAGGCAAGGCCAAGACAUGGUUCGAAGGCAACAAUUUGACCGCAGUCGUAUCCGCCGUCUUCCAGUAUGCGCAGAUAACCGAUGAGGAUGAAGACACCUGGGCGAGUAACGUCAACGCGUUCAUCGCGCAGGAGGACGACGAGACGCAAGAGUACAGCGUUCGCGUUGCCGGCUUCGACAUCUUGGGUGUCCUCAUGGAACGCGAGCCGGCGAAGACGGCGGCGACGUGUCAGUUGCUGCUGCAGCAGAUGGUUCAGUCAUCGCAGCAGGCGCGCGAUGGUGGCCAGGAAGACUGGUGGCGUCCUCUCGAGGCCUCCCUCGCUGCAAUCGGUUCUCAGUCGGAGACCAUCUUGGACUGCAUCGAGGACGAGCUUGAGUCAGGACGGGAUAAGCCGAUCGACAUUGAGUACAUCCUGCGCGACAUCGUGCCCUCGGUCUUGGGUCUUUCUGCACACCCCUUCCUGCAGGGUCGCGGCUUCGUCUUUGCCAGUCAGUACGCGAAGCUGUUACCGCUGCAGCUGGCGGGUCAGUACCUUGAGGCUGCGAUCCAGGUCAUCGAGUCCAGCGAGGCGGGUGUUCCGGUCAAGGUCUCUGCCGUGCGUGCGGUGCAUAACUUCUGUCAGGGCGCCGAGGAUUCGGCCAUAGUCCCCUUCGUCGCGCGAAUCGCCAAAGACCUUGGUCCCUUCCUCCUCGACACCUCGGACGACGCGCUGUCUUUGGUACUGGAGACGAUGUCGGUGGUCGUGCAGGUGGACGACGGGAGGUGGUUGACGACUGAUCUGGCGCAGUCGCUCGUCGUUGCACUUCUCGAUGUCUGGAAGAAGAACAACAAGGACCCGAUCUUUGAGUCGAUCCUGAGCGACAUCUUUGAAGCUCUCGCUUCCUCGAAAGCGAGCGGCAUCUACCAGUCAAUCGUUCAGCAGGCCCUGCCGGCGCUCUGCAAGAACCUGAAUGAGGCGAAGCCAGAUGAAUCGUGGGUCACAUCCACCGGCAUCGAGCUCAUCACCAGCAUGGUGAAGGGCGCGCCGGAAGGCGGCCUCGGCGACGGCUUCGUCGCCGCGAUGGCGCCGAGCCUCUUCCACUGCCUAGCGCAGUCUGAGGACCGCGACGUCCUGCAGAACGGCGUGUCGUGCUUGACUACCAUCGUCCGCAAGGACUGCAAGCAGCUUGCUGCCUGGUCUGAUGGGAACCGUGGGGGUUUGGAACAUGUGUUGGCGUUGAUAGCGCGCAUUUUGCAGAGCGAGGAUGAGAGUGGCGGGUUGUUCAUUGGCGACUUGAUCAUUCACCUCUUGCGGAAUGCGGGGGAGGCCGUGCUUCCUGUGUUGCCCGAAUUGCUGCAGGCAAUGGUCAGCCGCAUGCUCACUGCGAAGACUGCGACGUUCUUGCAGAGCCUCGUCAUCCCCUUUGCCUUCCUCAUCACCAACCAGCGCGACACGGUCUUGCAGCUCCUCGAAGGCAUCAACGUCAACGGCCGCUCCGGCCUCGACAUCCUUCUCCAAACGUGGUGCGAGAAUGCCGAGACCUUCCAGGGCUUCUGGCCCGGCCGCGUCAGCACCCUCGGCCUCUGCGAGCUCCUCCGCGCCGCACGCCCCAGUCUGCAGCAGAUCACCGUCAAGGGCGACAUCAUCCUCCGCCCGGAGACGAAGAACGUCAUCAUGACGCGCUCGCGGACGAAGAAGAUUCCGACGGAGUUUACGACGGUGCCGUUCCCUGUGAAGGCGCUGAAGAUUGUCGUUCGCGACUUGCUUACGGGCGGGGAGUCGGCGGCUAUCGGGGCUAUCGACGACGAGGAAGUUGCCUCGGACGACGGAGAUGAUGAUUGGGAAGAGGAGGGCGGUGGUGAAAUCGGCAAGAUCAACUCCCAGGGCUUCACCAAGGAUGAGUUCGCGUUCCUGUCCGAGAUGAUUGGCCCGCGUGGCGUCAAGUUUGACAACGACGACGUCCUGGACGAUGAUGACGACGAGGACCUGAAGAACGACCCAAUAUCGCAGAUGGACAUGCAGUCGCACCUCGUGUCCUUCCUCCGCGACUGCGCCCAGCACAACACGUCAAACUUCUCGCAGCUCGUCUCCCAACUCACACCCGAGGAGCAAGCUGUCGUGCAACGCGCCAUUACCCAGUAGGUGGCGUCCCGGCGCCGAAAAUAUGAUUGGGUGUAGACAACCCGAUAACUAUACAAGAAGGAGAAUCCGUAGCUAUAUAAUGUACUUACAUGUUUCCUUGCGCCUGCUCUAUCACCCCGAGUCUAAAAACUCAUAUCCUUCCCCUUGUCCCACUCCCGCACCGUCCCGC